Molecule: messenger RNA, 2924 nt
Organism: Exophiala xenobiotica
Lineage: Eukaryota; Fungi; Ascomycota; Eurotiomycetes; Chaetothyriales; Herpotrichiellaceae
Exons: 6
Coding region: 347-2089 (580 amino acids)
Biological process (GO): regulation of DNA-templated transcription
Cellular component (GO): nucleus
Molecular function (GO): transcription cis-regulatory region binding; DNA-binding transcription factor activity, RNA polymerase II-specific; zinc ion binding
Source: RefSeq, a predicted model, not a curated record
CGGAAUGAUCUGCAGAGCCGUGUCUUGCCUGGUUAACCAGAAAGGUCUUAAGGCCCUUCCCCCGGCCCGUCUUGAUUGGUACAGUGCGGACAGAUCGACCGGGACAAAGACCCCUGCAAGUCGAACAAUCGCGUGAUUAACAUGCCUGAACCGGAGUCGGAUUCCGUUUCCUCCGUUCGAGACUUGAAAAGGGCACAAUCCCCUCCGUCGACACUUGUGCAGACAAACCUUUGCCAGCCUAAAUCUUCCAGACCUUUCGCCAACUCAUGCUACGGAGCAGGACCAUCUGAUCCUAGAUCCCGAACGCUCUUUGGAAAGUCCCUGAUUCAAGGGACAUGAAUCCACGAUGUUCCGUUUGACUCCGCCUAGCGAGCCCGAAGGGCCCCGGGUCCCGAGGGCUUGUGUGCCUUGUGCUCGUGCCAAAGCCAAAUGUGAAUUCGAGCUAGACGAGAGCAUUUGCAACCGAUGUCGACGACUGAAAAAACCCUGCGCCGGGCAAGUUCCCGGAGCGCAUCGACGGAAAUCCAGGCCGAUAUCAGAUGUCGCACGACUAGAGCGCAAACUGGAUGGGGUAGCUGCUAUACUUGCGGCUUCGAAGCGCGUCGGCAGCUCGCCCCUUCCGAACCAGCUGUCACCCUCAGAUUCCACUGUUCUGUCUCCUCCAGACCAUGUCGAUCAAAUCCUCAACGAUGAGCAUGAAGAGUUGCUUAUUCUCAAUGCUUUCCGCGAAGACAUGAGUCAACAUUUCCCCUUUGUGGUCAUUCCGGCAGAAAUGACGCCCAAUGAUCUCAAGAAGACCAAACCUUUUCUGUUCAUGACCAUCAUGACAGUGGGUUGUAGGCACGACCUUGAGCGCCAGGCAGUUCUGGCUCAAAGAGUCAGGGAAGUCGUUAGUCGCAGAAUGCUUGUCGGUGGCGAGCAGAACCUCGAUAUCCUGCAAGGCCUUCUGGUCUACCAGGGCUGGCACCACGUUCAUUUCCACCUCGGCAGUCAACUAUGUAAUAUGAUCCACUUGUCGAUGGCGAUAGUGAGCGAUCUUGGACUCAACAAGAAUGUACAACAAAUGAGCAUGGGCACUUUCGGCACACUAAAAUAUUUUCGCCCGCCAGAACGGCAGAGUCCCACACGUUCACUUGAGGAGAGAAGGGCUUUACUAGGGACUUUCUAUGUGUCUACAAUGGUAUCGGUGAACGCUCGUGACUUUGAACCUAUCAGGUACUCCCUAUACGCCGAUGAGUGUUGUCAAAUCCUUGAAGGACAGGCCGAAUAUCCUAGCGAUAAACAUUUGGUCCAUCUGAUUCGGAUCACGCACAUGGGUAGCAAGAUUGCUCGGACUUUUACCCAGGACGAGUGGGAUGCCUGUUCAGGCUUGUCUGCCCCUGUCGGUGCGUGUGUGAGAGCUUUAAACGCAGAGCUGCAAAGUUUGAAGGCAACUUUACCCAGUGGUACACUUUUCACAGAUAUACUCUGGAUUCACUACUUUUUUGUGGAGAUUUUACUUUUCGAAGUUGCAGUGCACGACAGCAUUGGUAGUGCUGGCUAUAGCGACUUCUCAAUGACCCGGCUCAAAAUGCUGUUCGCCUGUCUCAACUCGACCAAGUUACUCUUCGAGAGAUGGUUCGCCCUACCGACAACUGCCUACUUCAACUUCACCUACUUCCAGUGGAGUCUGAUGGGCCACGCCAGUGUCGUUCUCUCCAAGCUAUGCCUCUUCAGUGGUGAAGGCUGGGACCCAACUUAUGCUAGAGACACAUUCGACUUCUGCGCGACAGUGGAUGUCGUGAUGAUGAAGAUGAACGAAGCGAAAGCUCUAACUGAGCAUUCGGCCGGGCAGAUGCGUCGAAAUCCGAACAUGUUGCCGUGCAGUGUCCCCCAGGUGUUCAAGGAGUUCACCUUAAAGUUACAGCAGUGGAAGGAAUUGCAUAACUACAGGGCAGCACAGACAAGGCAAGAGCAACAGCCACAGGUAUUGUCCUCGACAGGAGCCGAUGAUCUACCCUCGGCUGCUGCACAUGACGAAUUUUUGUUCCCAGGCGGGAGCAGCUUAGUCGAUUUCCUGGACGACAGCUUUUGGCCGCAGUUUCCUUGAGCGAUGUCACAGGAGGAAGUGCGUUGGUGUGAAAGAGCUAGACUCACAACCAUAAACAACGACAUCAUCUUCAAUGGGGACGGGUGAACAGCUUCAGUCGAAUACCAUGUUCCACCGCUGAACUCGCUGUGAGUCCAAAUAUAACAUUACGUGUGCGACAGUGUGCAGUAUGCAAUGUUCUGUACGGAAAGCAUCUUCAUCAACGAUCACUCAUCAUACAUAAUGGCGCAAGCAGUCACCGUUCUAUAUUCAAGGUGUACCGCAACAUGUCCGACAGGAAACCCGAUUUAAGCGCCCAAGAAGUUCGCAAUCUUCUCGCCAAGUCCUUGUUCCGCUUUCGGUCUUUCAACGCUAGACCCUCCGAAGCCCAUGGCGCCAACGAUGUUCUCGCCCCUAUCACCGAGCUUGCCAGGAGCGUUCUGUGCGACAGUCCCACGACGAAUCGUUGUGUCGCCCUGUAGACUUGACACCUUCGAAUCGCCGUCCAAUCCCAGCGACGGACGAUGGUGCGAGUUCAAGGGGUUUGAUGCAUCCGAGUAGUUGACUGGGUGCUCGGGGAUACUGGAGCCACGAGGUUGGGUUGCAUCAGCCUGUAUGCCGGCAGGAGUGGCGUCAGAAGAUGCGCCCAGGGGGUCGUUAUUGUUUGAGAAGGUGAUGGCGUCGGAGUUUGUGGCUGGGUAGGUUGAGCCAGUGUCUGGCAGGCCGGAGGUGGACAUGUUGGGGCUGUUAUAACGUGUAGCGUGGUUACGGAAGGAAUCUGAAGAAUAUGCCUGUUCGAAAUACUGGAGUAUCAGAAACGGUGUGUUAAAGUUGAGGACGACACAGUCCAGUCCCG